Messenger RNA from Fonsecaea erecta, 342 nucleotides. RefSeq lists its product as hypothetical. Bases 1 to 342 code for a protein of 113 amino acids. The record is from RefSeq and is a predicted model, not a curated record. Lineage: Eukaryota; Fungi; Ascomycota; Eurotiomycetes; Chaetothyriales; Herpotrichiellaceae. The transcript is spliced from 2 exons.
AUGUCGGUGUCUCCAUAUACCGUCCAGAACGACUUCGAAGUUCAAGAGUACAACAAACGUCGUGAGGCGUGGAAGGCGUCUGAGAGGGAGAGGAAGCAAGAAGAGAAGCUGCUCAGAGACAAGGCCAAGCACGACCGAAAGGAAGCGCUGAAGCAGCUGGCCGAGGCGGAAAGAGGUAUCGCCGCAGAGCCUCGAAAGAUUUUCAGCUGGCUGUCUCGAAAAAGUCCGUCCAAGAUCGAGGUUGUCGCAUCGAAGGAGCUUGACGACGACAGUGACUCGGACGAGAUUCCUCUGCGGGAUGCACUGGCGGCGCUUCCCCCCGAACUUGGGAAGCGGGCGUAG